UCCUUCAAUCUUCUUCACUUUCACAGUAGCUUCUCUUUUACUCUUUCAGAGCACUGUCCGAUUUGUUCAUCUCUUACAGAAGAAUAUCUAUUAUCAUUUCUCAAGUCACAAUGCAAGACAUGUGGAAUGUUCCUCCGGGUUUUAUACCCUCCAAAUCUGCACCUUCUUCUCCUGCGAAGCCUCUCGGAGCAGUUCUCAGAACGCGCUCUGAGUCCUUUCAUGUCACCCACAAGGUCCCGGUUGGUGACACUCCUUAUGUCAGAGCAAAAAAUGUUCAGUUGGUGGAUAAGGAUCCAGAGAAAGCAAUUCCGCUGUUUUGGGCAGCCAUUAAUGCGGGAGAUAGGGUGGACAGUGCUUUGAAAGAUAUGGCUAUUGUCAUGAAGCAGCAAAAUCGGGCUGGAGAAGCCAUUGAAGCCAUUAAAUCCCUUCGAAGUAGAUGUUCAGAUCAAGCCCAAGAAUCUCUUGAUAAUAUCCUCUUGGAUCUUUACAAGAGGUGUGGAAGACUUGAUGACCAAAUAGCCCUCUUGAAGCACAAGUUGUACUUAAUUCAACAAGGGUUGGCAUUCAAUGGUAAGCGCACAAAGACUGCGAGAUCUCAAGGGAAAAAGUUUCAAGUUUCUGUUGAGCAAGAAGCCACGAGAUUGCUGGGAAACUUGGGUUGGGCACUGAUGCAGCAGAACAACUACAUAGAAGCAGAAGAGGCUUAUCGCCGGGCGCUGUCUAUUGCUCCUGACAACAAUAAGAUGUGCAAUCUGGGCAUUUGUUUGAUGAAGCAAGGAAGAAUUGGUGAAGCAAAAGAGACACUGUACCGUGUAAAGCCUGCAGUUAUGGAUGGCCCUAGAGGCUCAGAUUCUCACUUGAAAGCCUAUGAAAGGGCACAACAGAUGCUGAAAGACCUUGAAUCUGAGAUGAUGAAUAAGGGAGUCGAUAGGAUUGAACAAAGCAGGCUCUUUGAGGCCUUUUUAGGUUCUUCAUCAAUAUGGCAACCCCAGCCUUGCAAGGAUCACCACACAACCUUGCCAGCAGCUACAAAUUCAUCCAGAAUUCAAGAUGAUUUUGCUGAUGAGAACAUCAAUUCCAACACAAUAACCAAAAAUCACACAGCACUGCCACCACCUAAAGGUACCACUACUACUACCAACAAACAAACUGUUACCAUGUUGGGGAACUCACUCAAUGUUGCAGCUCCUCCCUUUUAUGCAUCAAAAUCCAUGCUGAGAGAACCAUUUGAGAACCAGUUCUCGGAGACCCUUAAGAGAACAAGGUCUGGAAACUCUGCAGGGUCCAUGAGAGUGGUUAGUGAUGUGAGGGACAGGGACAGCAGCAACAAGUUGCAAGUGGAAUUAGAGGUGUCAGUGCCAGAGAACAAAACAAGAAGGCUCUCAUCAGAGGAUAGUCAGAAGAACAAGUUAACAGAUAUGUUACCUGAUGAUGAUGACUUUGAAGAGGCGAUUCUUGCUGCAAUUUUGGGACCUUCCAAUGAUAAUAAAGCUACUGAGACAAGCAGAACUUUGCAGAGGAAUAAUGACAAGAGGCUUAAGGUUUUUAAGGAUAUUACGCUGUCUCUGAGUCCAAGAGCUUGAAGUGGAACAAUUUUUAAUCUAAUGAAUAAUGAAUCAACAUAAUGUUUUUAGGUUGGAGAUGAUCUUGCUCUCCACUUGAUGUUUUUAACUUCUUUUCUGUAGAGUGAAGCAGUAUGGUGCUACUUACGGAUAGGAAUAGCUUCAUGACUUUAGGCAUGGAAUCAUUUGUUACUAUCUAUUUAUUUGUUAUAUUGCCUUGUAAACAGGGCACAUCAUUGACUUAAUAAAUUCAUAUCAGUUUUCCCUUCUUAAUAAA
This is a messenger RNA of Vigna angularis (adzuki bean), 1839 nucleotides long. Its product is annotated as protein POLLENLESS 3-LIKE 2. NCBI's taxonomy places the organism in Eukaryota, Viridiplantae, Streptophyta, Magnoliopsida, Fabales, Fabaceae. The transcript has 4 exons. Gene Ontology annotation, molecular function: protein binding. The record is from RefSeq and is a predicted model, not a curated record. The coding region runs from base 111 to 1583 and encodes 490 amino acids.